AGGGCAUCUGCAAGUCUUGAUAGUAUUUCACUUUAUUACAAUUGUAUAUAGUACUGUGCAUUAGAAGCGUUCUUGCGUCAGCUGCCCAGUGGACUUGACGAACCCGUGAGGCCAUGUCGAUUGACAUAAAGGAGUUACAGGCAGAGCUUGUUUGUUCACGUAAAAAAGUUUCUGAGUGGUCAGCAUCACGCGUACAGUUCAUGACGGAACUCAAGGACCUGCAUGCAACGCUCCUGCGCGACCAAACCGAAAAAAUCAACAACUUGCAGGGCGUUAAAGCCCAACUCCAGGUUCAAGCAGGACAGAUCAGCAAGCGCCUUCAGGAUGAGGAGGAAGAGGCAGUGCGCACAGAAGAAAGGUUAGCUGGGACGAAGGCGGAGGAAAGCACCUUGAAGCGGCGGCUGGAGGCCGCGCAGGUGCAUCUCAGGAAGCGGCAGGAGGUGUACCGACAACAGUUGGAAGGUAUGGAAAGCGUUAACAAGGAACGGCAGCAACAGCUGGACAACUUACGACAGCAGUCGGCGCUCUUUGGCGAACGUUUCGGACUCCAUUUCCGCACUCGAGUACCCGGCGAAUUCACCGUGGUAAUGACCUGCAUUGACGCGCGAGACCCAGACAAGGAGUUCUGCGUGGCUGUGCGCAUGGCUCUGGGCGACGUGUACACGGUGACCAAGUGCGAGCCGCUCGUCCCUGAUCUGGAUGAGCUCGUCGAUCAGGUCAACCGGACAAACGACUUUGGGGCCUUCGUCAAGGCAUCCUCAGUUGAAUUCGUGGAAGGGAUAAGCAAGGAGGAGGCUGCUAAAUUUGAACGGAUUGCCGCAUCUCUGGUCGCAAGGUUAAACGAUGUGCAGGAUUACGUCGAAGAGGAUUACAAUGAUGACGGUGAUGACAGCCUCGUGCCGUUCGGUGCCUCUCCUGAGGAGAUUGCAGCCCGGCAGGCGUGCAUCGCGCAGCGUAGAAGCGGCGGCGUCACUGGCAGUAGCAGCAGUAGCAGCGGGGGUGAUAGCGGUGCCCUGAGGCUCGCAGACGGCCCCAACGGCUAUGUUCCGCGCAGCAAGCGGCGGCGGCAGAUCCCAGAUGAAAACCUACCCAAG
This is a messenger RNA of Volvox carteri f. nagariensis, 1094 nucleotides long. RefSeq lists its product as uncharacterized. The record is from RefSeq and is a predicted model, not a curated record. The transcript has 8 exons. Gene Ontology annotation, biological process: chromosome segregation. Lineage: Eukaryota; Viridiplantae; Chlorophyta; Chlorophyceae; Chlamydomonadales; Volvocaceae. Gene Ontology annotation, cellular component: Ndc80 complex. The annotation marks the transcript as partial.